Molecule: messenger RNA, 813 nt
Organism: Acanthamoeba castellanii str. Neff
Lineage: Eukaryota; Discosea; Longamoebia; Acanthamoebidae
Product: thiolase, Cterminal domain containing protein
Exons: 5
Coding region: 1-813 (270 amino acids)
Biological process (GO): phenylacetate catabolic process; fatty acid beta-oxidation
Cellular component (GO): peroxisome
Molecular function (GO): acetyl-CoA C-acyltransferase activity
Source: RefSeq, a predicted model, not a curated record
AUGCCGGCAACGACCUCCUUCAUGCUCGCCGCAGUCUUAUUGUCGGGCUGGCUGGCGGCCCAGCUCGCCGCAGCGUCGGCCAUGCCGCCGGUGGCGACCAACUGGGAGGAGAACGUGCUGCGGUUCUGCGACGCGCCGAGCAUCUCCAACCUGCGGGUGAAGCUCAUCUCGGCCAAGCUGAGCGUGCAGGCCCUCGCCCUCCACAACCAUCUGCUGUGCGACGACCUGGCCCGACUGGCCGGGCGGCUGGCCGACUUCAAGGACGACCACCACCUGCCGGCCCAGCUCCGCUCGACCCUCACCUCCUACUGGCAGCUGGAUGAAGGCGUGCGGGCCGACACUACAUUGGAAGGCCUGGCCAAGCUCAAGCCCGCCUUCAGCGCGUCGGGCACGAGCACGGCGGGCAAUUCGUCGCAGGUGUCGGACGGCGCGUCGGCGGUGCUGCUUAUGACCCGCGCCCUCGCCGAAACCCACGGCUGGGAGGUGCUGGGCGUCUUCCGCUCCUUCGUCGCCGUCGGCUGCGACCCCGCCAUUAUGGGCAUCGGGCCGGCGCUGGCGAUUCCGAGGGCCGUGGAGAAGGCCGGUCUGUCGCUGGCCGACAUCGGCCUGUUCGAGAUCAACGAGGCCUUCGCCUCCCAGUUCCACUACUGCGUGGAGGAGCUCCGCAUCCCGCUCGACAGGAUCCGUUGGGCUGCACCGGGACUCACGACGUCCCUCCUGCACGAGAUGGGCCGGCGCGAGGUUCGCUACGGCGUCGUUUCCAUGUGCGUGGGCACCGGGAUGGGCGCCGCCGCCGUCUUCGAGCGCUGCUGA